AUGACUCAAUAUGUUGGCUUGCGUGACGGUACCAAGGCCACUUUGUUGGUUGCAACACUGGUGGCAUAUGGUGUAGUCUAUCAUCCAAAUAGUAAUGUCAUUCAUAGAUUCAAGGAAUGGCUGAGUAAUCAUCAAUCUGAGAGUGUGACGUCAUCACCACCAUCAGUAUCAUUGGACAUAUCUCCAAUGGUCGCAACGGUCGCAACAACAACAUCAUCCACAAUAACACCAAACAAUGUCAAUGUAAUGAUAAUACCUUCUUCCUCUGCCUCAUCUACAUCAACUGAGUCAUCAUCCUCAUCAACAUCAAGGGAUACCAAAUCAACAAUCAACAAUGUAGAUAUGCUUAUCAAGGAGAGCCUUAGUAUAUUCGAUAACAACAACAAUCAACUUAGAAGGAGGCUAUUUGGUGACAGCUAG
Molecule: messenger RNA, 420 nt
Organism: Acytostelium subglobosum LB1
Lineage: Eukaryota; Evosea; Eumycetozoa; Acytosteliales; Acytosteliaceae
Exons: 2
Coding region: 1-420 (139 amino acids)
Source: RefSeq, a predicted model, not a curated record